AUGGUUAAGGCGACGGCCGUUUCUCCUGGCACUCCGAAGAAGGCGCAGGGAUUGAAAUCUUACCUCAAGCUGUUCCGAGAGUACACCAAACGGCCGGAAAACUUUCUCACAACUCAAAAUCAUGUGGCAGAGGACGUAAAAUCCUUGGUUAAGGCACUGUAUGAUCAUGGGACGAAAAAUCAGUUCAGCAGCCGCGAGGAUUCCUCGAAGGCCGUGUAUCUCGAGGAGCUGGUGACCGAUCAGAUGGACGGAGAGCAGAUUUUUCAGCAGCUUGAGCUUAAAAACGAGUAUCUGGUCAAACAGGAUCUAAAAACCACUUCCACAAUACUGUCCAAGAGUGAAAAGGGGAUGCUUCUAAGCUUUAGUAUCCGUUCACAAAGUGACGAAGAUUCAACGGGGGAGAUGGACGUGUCUGAAGAGAAUGGAACUACAAACGGCCAUGGUUCGGAUUCGGACAACGAGGACGAUAAUUUGGCCAGAAAGAAAAAAGUGAAAGGAAAGAAGAAAAGUUCAGAGAAAACUCCCAAAACUAAACGUUCGAUGGUCGACGAUCGGUUUUUCAAGCUGGAUGAUAUGGCCAAGUUCCUGGACGAGGAAGAUGAACGGGAACGGAGACGUCAGAAUGGGAUGACCGAGAAAAAUCCUCUCAUCGAAGUCGACUAUUUCGAUGAGCACACCGGUGAACGCGAUGACAGCGAAGAGGAGGAUUUAAAAUAUGGCGAUUUUUUUGAAGAUGAAGAUGAUGACGACGAUGAAAGUGGCAAUGAAGACAACGACGAUGAUCUACAAAAAUCCGACGACUGCGAAGAAGAAAGUGAAAUGGAUGAGGAAGCAGAAACUAAAGUCGAAAACAAUAGUGAAGCGGAUGAGCUUGACGAUGAGGCGGAAAUGGAACGCAAUCGAAAGCUUCGCUAUGAAAUUUACAAAGGACAAGGUGGUCUCCCGGUUGACGACUACGCGAAGCGCGAAGAGGGCCGCCCCGCGAAGAAGCCUUCAAUUGAACAGCCAGAAUCAAGCGAUAGUGAACCCGACGACGGCGGCGAUGAACCAAAAUCCUCAUUCGAAUUACGACAGGAGAAGCUGCGUCAAAAGAUUACCAGAAUGGAGGAGAAAAUGCUUAAGACUAAACCGUGGCAACUGAAGGGCGAGAUUACGGCCGAUACUCGGCCCCAGAAUUCGCUACUGGAGGAGGUGCUUCAGUUUGAGAGUACCACCCGCCCGGUACCGGUCAUUUCAGAGGAGACAACCAUGAAGCUGGAAGACAUCAUCCGGCAACGCAUCAAAAACAAGGCGUUCGACGACGUGGAGCGAAAGGUGCGCCCGCCGGAUAAUCCGCGCGAGUAUCGUAAGCAACUGGUUCUGGAUGGGGAGAAGAGCAAGGCGUCGCUCGCUCAGGUGUACGAGCAAGAGUAUCUGCAGCAGCUCGAAAAGUCAAAUCCAGAUGCGGCCGACCAACAAGAAGAGGAACCGAAGGAGCACGUCGAAAUUCGACGCAUGAUGAAAACGGUGCUGGCCCAACUGGACGCACUGUCCAACUUCCACUAUACACCGCGUCCAGCUGUGCCGGAGGUUAAGAUUCUUACCAACACGGCCGCCAUCAGUAUGGAAGAGGUGGCACCGGUGGCUGCAAGCGACGCAAACCUGCUAGCUCCCGAAGAGGUCCACAAUCGGCCGAAGGGCGACGUAAUGUCGAAGGCCGAACGCACCAAGACCGAUCAGAACCGCGAACGGCGGCUGAAGAAACGCUUCCAACAGCAAAAGUUCCAGCGCGAAGCGGAACGCGAACAGAAACAGCUGGCCAAGGCAAACGCAGGCAUCAGCAGCGGCGCCAAACAGGAUCGCCAACUGCAAACAUCGCUACUGAAGAAGGUUACGAAGGCCAAAAACGUACAACAAAUGGCCGAAACGUCGUCGGGCCCUUCGAAGUCUUCCACCGCGUUCUUUGCCCAGCUGCAGGAUGAGGUGCGGUCGCAGGUUAAAGCGAAAGCUAACGGAGCGCUAAAAAAGAAGAAGCCGAUGGUAGAAAAUUUGCAAGCAUCCAGCAUGAAACUGUGA
Messenger RNA from Anopheles cruzii, 2055 nucleotides. RefSeq names its product U3 small nucleolar ribonucleoprotein protein MPP10. The transcript has 4 exons. Gene Ontology annotation, biological process: rRNA processing. The record is from RefSeq and is a predicted model, not a curated record. NCBI's taxonomy places the organism in Eukaryota, Metazoa, Arthropoda, Insecta, Diptera, Culicidae. Bases 1 to 2055 code for a protein of 684 amino acids. Gene Ontology annotation, cellular component: Mpp10 complex; sno(s)RNA-containing ribonucleoprotein complex; small-subunit processome.